Messenger RNA from Paramecium sonneborni, 3543 nucleotides. The record is from the annotation of a GenBank genome assembly. NCBI's taxonomy places the organism in Eukaryota, Ciliophora, Oligohymenophorea, Peniculida, Parameciidae.
AUGAGUUUAUCUGAUCUAUUAGUAGAUUAUGGUGAGAGUGGUCAUUCUUAAUUUGGUAAUUAAAUGAAUAAUAUCAUAGAAGAACAUACAAAAAAGUAAUUCACAGGUCCAGCUAAAUUUGCUACUAAAAUUGAUCCACUUUAAGAAGGUGAUUAUACAAUAAAACCACCAUCAAUGACGAGUUUUCAUAAAGUAACAGAUCACAUUAAUCCAUCACAUUCACCAAAUUCAGGAGUGAUUCAGUUUUCUCCAAGAACUUAGUUUCUAGAAGAGAAUAAUCUCAUGAAUCCCAAUAAUAAGGAAUUGAUGAAAGAAAUAGGUUAAACAAAUAUAGUAAACCCACAUAAAGAAGGCAUUAAUAAUUUCAUAAAACUGGUAUUAGCAAAGAGCUACUUCAACCGAUUUGUUGAGAACAUGCUUUAAAAAUCUUAUGUUAAGAAAUUAUCACAUUUCAAUCUUUAUCAAAAUACAAUGUUAGAUGAUCUCAGAUAUAUUGAUUCUAAACAUAAGGUUCGCAAGAAUUUUAUAGGUAAAAUUUGCAAGAAGUUGAGAUUUUUGCCAAUCUUUGACUAAAGCAGCUAUUUAGUAAUAGGUUGGCAAUUGCUUCAUAUUUUAACUAUAAUCAUUGUAUUUUUUUGGACUCCAUUCAAUAUAUCAUUUGGAAUCACUCUAGAUUAAGUCGUCUUUGAAACCUUAACAGUUAGAGAUGUAGAAUUCUAUUUCUUAUUUUCGAUUGUAGUAGAUGGAUUCAUUGUGAUAAAUACUUCUUAUAUUGAAAAAGGAAUAAUCAUCAAAUAGAGAGGCAAAAUAUUUAUAAAUUAUGUCAAUACAUAAGGAAUUUACGAUUUAGUAAAUGAUAUCUUAUAAUCAAGUGUUCAUUCGCAUCAAUGUUAAUUGCUCAGCAAUUUGAUGUAGACAGUUCUAAUGAAAAAAUAGGAUGGCAAUUGAUUCCUUACACAAUUUAUUAUUGUAGUAGAUAGUUUAAAUUAUAAGCAAGAGUGCACAAAUUAGAAGAGUAAUCAUUAUAAAAAUUUUUUAGAUUUUUCAACUUUUCAGGUUGGGUGUAAGACCUAAUUGAAUUAAUUAAACUCUUAUUUAUGGUGAUAUAUGUAGGUCAUUUAUUUGCUUGUCUAUGGCAUGGAGUUGCAUUUUAUUAAUUAGGAUUUAGAAAAACUUGGCUCGAAGUUUAUGAUGUUUCAGGCUAAGAUAUUUUUUCAAAAUACAAUUAUGCUUUCUAUUGGGCUGUACAAACAAUGAUUACUGUUGGAUAUGGAGAUCUAACACCUUAGAAUAAUUACGAGAGAUUAUGUGCAAACAUGAGCAUGUUUUUGGCUUGUGGAGUUUUUGCCUUUUCAUUUAAUAGUAUUGGACUUAUGUUGAGUAAUUUAAAUUCUAGAUAAGUACUGUAUAAACGUAGUACCAAUCUGUUGAAUUCAUAUUUGACUAAGAAUUAAAUUAAAGUUGAGUUGCAAUCCAGAAUUAGGAAUUAUUAUGAUUAUAUAUUUCAAGAAGAGCAAGAAAUUAAUGAUGAGGAAGUCUCAUAAAUUACAACAAAGUUAUCAAGUUCUCUUUAAGAAGAAUUAAAUUUUGAAAUUAGAUUAAAUGUCAUGAAGACAAACAAAGUCUUAACCAAAUUCUCUUAAAAAACACUAAAAUAACUUUCAUUAAUUGUUGAGGAAGUUAGGUAUUCUCCAGAGGAUUAAAUUCUGCUUUAAGGCACUUAAGAUGAUUGUUCUCUGUAUAUUAUCACAAAAGGAACAGUUUCUGUAUUAUUUUAAGAUGAACCUCAAGGUCGAAACACAAGAGUCCUUUCUUAUUUAGAAAAAGGGGAAUCUUUUGGGGAAUAUUCAUUUUUCACUGGUCUAAACAGAUGUGCUUCAGCUAAAAGUAUAGGUUUUUCAAGAGCUUACAAAAUUCCAAGACAAUAAUUAUUAAAUGUUUUGUAAACUAAUCAAAUUGAUCUAGUAAUAUAUUUAUAUUAUAUUUUAGGAACGAUUUUGUGAGGUUCGAGAUUCUAUACUUUUAUGUGAAAAUUUUUAACCUGCCAAAUUGAGUUGUUAUUCUUGCAAAAAAUUUAACCAUUUAGUUAAAGAUUGUCCAGUAUUGCAUUAUGUGGCUGACAAGGAGAAAGUGAUUAAAAAGGAGAAUUAUCCUCUUUUAUAAGAUAGAUGUAUUACAUUUAAGAGGAAAAGAUCAGAUCGUAACUAUUAUCCGACUUUAUUGGAAAUGAAAAAGAUGAUUGCAUAUAUUGGAUACUUUCAAACUAAAGAAAAUUAAGCUGAUAAUAUUACUGUUGUUGAUGAGGAAUUAGAUGUCUCAUAUGAAGAUAAUGAUGGAUCUCCUAAUGAAUAAGAUUAUUGUAAAAUAUUUUUAUUUAAUAUUAGCAUCUUUAUCUAAAAGUUAUUCCAAACUUUCAAGGUAACAAUCUUAAAAUAGAUCAUAUUCUUAAUAUGAAAAUAACAAUAAUAAUAAUACUAAAAAUCUAUAACCUAUAUAAGAAAGUGAAGAUUCAGUUGACAGUCCAAGUCCCAAUAAAAGAAGAAAUAUGUAGGUUAAAUAAACACUUUAAACUGCUGGUUUUGGAGUUUAAGAUUCCUUGUAAAAUAAAAUAAGAAAUGAUGAUUUUGAUUAAAAUCUCUCUAGUUUUGGAAAUGCUACUCCAUCAAUUCAUGAUGAAAAUAAAUAUUCAUUAAAAAAUGAUUCACUAGGAUUACCAAGUCCUAUUGACAUUCCUGGAAGGGUUACAAAAAAAAAAAUAACUGUUCUUAGAAAAUAAAAAAGAGAAGAAUCUUAUUAACCAUUUUCUUCCUAAACAAAAUUAGAAGUUAAUUAGGAUAGAGAAAAAUCUUAAUAAAAAAAAAUAAAAAAUAAAGACCCUUUAAAUGAUAUUCCUGUAACUCCAUCUAUUUAAUCUGUUGAUUAUAAAAGAGAUUCAAUUGAUAAAAAAGAUGAUAGAAGAGAUCAAAAGAGAAAAACUACCAAAACUAAAACAAAUCGAAGUAGAACUGCAAAAACUCAUCGAACAACCAAAUUAGUUUAAGAUAAUCCAACAUAAGAGAUUUCAAUUCCUGUUUUUGAGAGAUAGUCUGUAUCUAUGGAAUUGGAAGAUUUCGAAGUUUUAAAAAACUUUACCAAUUAUUUCAGUUGGAAUAAUGCCAAGGUUGUUGUUGUAAGAACUAUGAAAAUUUUAUUAAGAAAUCUUGAAAAAAGAAGAAAUAUUUUGAAUUAGUUUUCAUUUUAUACGUUCAAUUCAUUAGCAAUUGCUAAAAUUUCAAGAAUAAAAAGAAAACUUAAAUUGAUGUAAUUCAUUUUUAUGAUUAUAAUAUUUUUAGUGAAGAUCCACCUUUAGAAGAGAAAAAAGAAAAAAAGUCUGUUCAUCCCCCUAAUAAAACAAUGAAAGGCAGAAGAGGUAGUAAGAGAAGUACUUAAGCUGAUGAUAUAAGUGGGUUGUUUCAGAAAAAGCCUUAAUUUGGAACUCAAAUAUAGUUUUUUUAAGGAGCUACUCUUUCAAGGUUUAGUCGAAAUGAAUUAGAAUUUAGAUGA